Molecule: messenger RNA, 2467 nt
Organism: Manihot esculenta (cassava)
Lineage: Eukaryota; Viridiplantae; Streptophyta; Magnoliopsida; Malpighiales; Euphorbiaceae
Product: calcium-dependent protein kinase 26
Exons: 5
Coding region: 558-2126 (522 amino acids)
Biological process (GO): intracellular signal transduction; protein autophosphorylation; peptidyl-serine phosphorylation
Cellular component (GO): cytoplasm; nucleus
Molecular function (GO): calmodulin binding; ATP binding; calcium/calmodulin-dependent protein kinase activity
Source: RefSeq, a predicted model, not a curated record
UAAAAGUCCUAAUAGUUUUGCCAAUGAAGAGAACUAUAGGCGAUAGAGAGCCCACAGGGAAAGGAGCCUCUGUCUUGGGUAGCUCAAUCGCUGCUCCAACGGACUCCUCCUCUCGCCCUCCUCUCUGUCGCUUACCGGGUCAUCUCUCUCUACAAGAUCAUUCCACGUUGGUUUUCGAUUUUGGGGAUUUGGGAUCGCUUGUAAUUGGCAAUAACCAUUGUUUAUUGAAAACUUUGUGAUCUGGGUGGCCUUGUUUUCAGAUCUAGCAGAAAUUGGAAGAAAUUUCGAGCUGAAUUAUCAAGCUUCUGCCGCUGUUAAGUUUUUAUUUUUCCUCUCUAGUACCAAAAUUUCCAGAUACAUGAUAUCGGAUGUAUCACGGUGUUACUGUCUCCUGUCAAAAUCGCCCUUGAGAAGCUUCUUUUAGGAUUUGGCCUCAAGUAAGUUUUUGGUGAUUGGUUACGUGAGCAAAAAAUCAAGGCUUUUAACUUGAAAUUGUAGAUAUUUUAUUAUUUUGUUAGAAAAAGAAACGAGGUCAAUAGGGACAGAUAGAAUUUGGUAUGGCUGUUGCACUUGCACUUGCAAAUAGAGACAGCAGCCGCGACUUGUCGAAGCAACCGUGCAAUUGUUACACAUUUUCAAGCUUAACUCAAACCAUUUUGGACGCAAUUCAGAUUUCAAAUAUGAAGGAUAGGUAUAUUCUUGGAGAGCAGCUGGGCUGGGGACAAUUUGGUGUUAUUAGAAUGUGCACUGAUAAAUUGACUGGAGAGCUAUUUGCGUGCAAAUCGAUUGCCAAGGAUAGAUUAGUGACCUCAGAUGAUGCUAGAAGUGUCAGACUUGAGAUUGAGAUAAUGACUAGGCUAUCCGGGCACCCAAAUGUCGUAGAUCUCAAGGCAGUUUAUGAGGAUGAGGAUUAUGUUCAUUUGGUAAUGGAGCUUUGUGCUGGAGGGGAGCUUUUUCACCAGUUAGAAAAGCAUGGACGAUUCUCUGAGGUGGAGGCUAGGGUUCUCUUCAGGCAUUUGAUGCAAGUGGUGCUGCACUGUCAUGAAAUUGGGGUGGUUCACAGGGAUUUGAAGCCAGAGAAUAUUCUUUUGGCUACAAAAGCCUCAUAUUCACCUAUUAAACUGGCAGAUUUUGGUCUUGCAACGUACAUAAACCCUGGUCAGAAGUUGCGUGGGACUGUUGGGAGCCCAUUUUAUAUAGCCCCGGAGGUAUUGGCAGGGGGCUAUAAUCAGGCGGCCGAUGUUUGGAGUGCAGGGGUGAUUCUUUAUAUUCUUCUCAGUGGGACACCACCCUUUUGGGGCAAGACUAAGUCACAAAUAUUUGAUGCUGUAAGGGCUGCAGAUCUGCGAUUCCCAUCUAAUCCUUGGGAUCAGAUAACUGAAUCUGCAAAGGAGUUAGUCAGGGGCAUGCUUUGUACAGAUCCUUCACAAAGGCUUACUGCUCAGCAGGUUUUAGAUCAUUCCUGGAUGAAGGAUGAUGCAAUAUGUCCUGUACAACCUAGUCAUUUUGAAAAGCAAAGUUGUGAAGAAUGGGAUUUAGGUGGUGGCUCUUUCUCUACAUUGAUGGCCAGGAAUCAGGACAUCAGCAUUGGCACUGGAUCACCGUUUGUUUGUGAUACAGAAUCACCUACUUUCACAUGCAGAUCAUCAUUUUCUUCUUUCCAUGCGGAACCUUCAACACCUUCCUCUGUAUCUGGUCAGCUUUCUUUCCAUAACGGUGGCAAUUCUGAUGCCUUGGAAUUUCCUUCCCCUGUAGGAUCAAUGCCAAGCUUUGCUUUCUUUAGCCAUAGCCCUGUGACGAAGCAAGGGAGUUGUGCAUUGGAUUUCUCAAACAAUAUUUCCAGUUUGAAUGCUAGCUAUGGAGAGGUCAGCCUGGAAAAGAUGCUCAUGUUGCCUGAAUCUUCUAUAUUCUGCGCACAUGAGGCUAGAGAAAUGGAACAGAAGCCAGCGGACGCUAAGAGGUCAGGAGGAGCCAUAGAGUCCAGGAUGGGCACGCACAGUAAGAGGAACCGUACAAUUGGUCUUGGUGAGGGCGAGCAACUCGAUUUGAUGGUGAGCGAGUCAGUUAUCCGACGGGCAUCAUGCAUGCAUCUUCCAACUGCUCUUCUCUUGUCUGUUGAAACUUGAAAGAGAGGGCUGGCUGGCUGGCAACCUGAAGCUAGAGUACAGAAUGAAACUGGAGGCUCUCUGAUGGAUGACUGAGAUGGAGGAAAAUGGCAUGCCCACACUUGUUUCUACAAGCCAAUGUGUUUUGUUUGCCCUGUUGUGCUGAAUCAUGAUGGCAAGUCCUAGGCAAGCUUCAAAGGGUGGUGUGAUUUGAGUGUAUAUAUUUUUGUCCUCUUCAGUUUAUGCACUACUAGGUUGGAAGAGCAACAAGUUGCUAGUCAUAGGCUUCUGCCUUGUAUCUAAGACUGAAUUUUCAUGAUGGUUAACACGCAUCUUUUCUGUUCUUGAGCUUUAAUAAUUAA